UGGGGUUGCAGAGAACUGUGUGCUCAAGGAUGGUGUACCCAGCUGCCAACCCAAACAGUGUCAGCUGCAGACCGGAGGCUCCCUCACUCUUUUCAGUGGCACGACUGGCAAUAUCGCCAUCAUGGGUGCUUAUGAGAUCAUCACAUAUUGUGACGAAUCAGCUCCUGACUGGUUCAGAGUUGUGGCCGAGCUCCAACAAUGCUCUUCAACCGGCGUGAAGACCGUUGCUGCUGUUUAUGUCUUCUUUAACGACCUGUUCAUCACGGUUACUGACAAACAGGAGACCUGGGUCAACGGUAAAAAGGUGACUCUCCCCAGCGUGCACGGAAACACCAUCUCUGUGAGACGCACCGAUGCAACCACAGUUGUUGAGCUGACGUCACACUUCCAGCUGUCAUACACCAACACCCAGGAGGUCAUUGUGACCGUGAGUGACAGCAUGGUGAACAAGUUGUGCGGAGCAUGUGGACCUCUCCUCCCCUCAAGAUACGUCUUCAGUGUCGAACAAGCAGAGAUGCAGGAGUACAUGCUCUUAUAUCCUGCGGAUGACUUUCCUUCCUGUGGGUUGUGAAUGAAAGAUCAACUUCUCAACUCCCAGAGAUCGCACCAGUAUCAUCAUCAUCUGCAGAAAAUUCAACAAUCAGCAAUGAAAGCUUUAUUUGAAACAUAGUAUUAUUGUAAACAAAAAAAAAUCAAUUUCAAAUGUAAAUUCCAACAUGAAUGAAUUUAGCCUGUUGAUCAAUUCCUAUAAAGUUCAAGCUGUAUGGAAAGCAAUUGCAGUUUCUACAUAAAUGCAUUUAAUGAACUGAAUUAUAUAAAAUGUCUUUGAAAAGUCACCAGUUGUUAUGUUUUACAAUCUACAUGAAGCUGUCAUUUUAUUUAUUACAAGGUUUUUGAAGGGAAGCUCUAAGAACUUGUAAGAAUCAAAGGUCCAAGUGUCAGAGGGUUUUGUAUGCUGCACAGAUUGUAAUGAUCCUCAAGAUGUCAUUUGUGAUUUUGGGUUAUAUAAAUAAAAUUGACUUGACUUGUUCAAAUGUUCAUUUAUACAAUAUUAUGGCUCAUCUUUGUAUUAAAGUCUCUGUCUUCAUUUGUUGUUGCUGUCAUACAGUAU
Messenger RNA from Acanthopagrus latus (yellowfin seabream), 1111 nucleotides. Its product is annotated as IgGFc-binding protein-like. Gene Ontology annotation, cellular component: extracellular matrix. Bases 122 to 571 code for a protein of 149 amino acids. The transcript is spliced from 3 exons. Lineage: Eukaryota; Metazoa; Chordata; Actinopteri; Spariformes; Sparidae. Gene Ontology annotation, biological process: blood vessel development; regulation of angiogenesis. The record is from RefSeq and is a predicted model, not a curated record.